Molecule: messenger RNA, 345 nt
Organism: Penicillium mononematosum
Lineage: Eukaryota; Fungi; Ascomycota; Eurotiomycetes; Eurotiales; Aspergillaceae
Exons: 3
Coding region: 1-345 (114 amino acids)
Source: RefSeq, a predicted model, not a curated record
AUGUCUCUCACUGCCUCUCAAAAAAAGAACAGAAAGGAGCGAAAACGCCGGGCCCGCCGCGCAGCCGAAGCUGCGGCGAAGGCACCCCCUCCUUCCCCAGAGGAGGUGAAGAAACUUUGGGAAAAUGCCCACAAAGCUUACGAGAAAGCCAGCCAGCGCCAGUGUGCCGAUCCCGGUAGUGGUGAAGCCACUGCUCCUGCUGGUGGUGACCUUGGUGGCCCUGAUCGUGGCGGCGGUCAGGGUGCUGUCCAGGGUGCCACCGAACAGGCAGUGGCUGAGCCACUACCGGGCAGCCCCGUCGCUCCCGAAGCCCCCUCUCAUGGGUCGAGUGACACCGGCCCCUGA